This is a messenger RNA of Vicia villosa (hairy vetch), 768 nucleotides long. RefSeq lists its product as uncharacterized. NCBI's taxonomy places the organism in Eukaryota, Viridiplantae, Streptophyta, Magnoliopsida, Fabales, Fabaceae. The record is from RefSeq and is a predicted model, not a curated record. The transcript has 2 exons. Bases 103 to 585 code for a protein of 160 amino acids.
CAAAAACUUCCCAACAUUUUUCAUUAAAAAACUGUCUUUAUUACAUUUUCCACCAUCAAAAACUCAACUUAACCUUAAACCCUUCCAUGUUCCUUUCUCUUUAUGGCAUUCUUCAACACUCUCCUCUCCCUCUCUCUCCUCCUUCUCCUCUCUUCCCAUCUUUCUCUCUCCUCUUCCUCCUCCAUUCAUGACCUUCUCCGCUCAAAAGGCUUACCAGCUGGUCUCUUACCAGAAGAAGUAAAGUCCUACACUUUCUCAGAAAAUGGCCACUUAGAAGUGUUCCUUGAAUCACCUUGUUUAACAAAGUACGAAAAUAGAGUCUACUUUGAACAAAUAAUCACUGCGAAUCUUACAUAUGGAAGCCUCAUUGGUGUUGAAGGUUUGCAACAAGAAGAGCUUUUUGUUUGGUUACCUGUUAAGGAUAUCAUUGUGGAUGAUCCUUCUUCUGGUUUGAUUCUCUUUGACAUUGGUCUUGCUUAUAAACAACUCUCUUUCUCUCUCUUUGAAGUUCCACCUCGUUGUAAACCUCAAGGUGUGUUGAAGAAUGGUGUGAGAAAGGAGAAAGGUUUUGAGGCAGUGAGGUAGUAGGAAAAGAUGUAAACUUUGUUUUCAUGCUUCAAUUGUUGUCUUUUUCAAUGUCUUGUUUAUAUACUUUGGGCUUUUCAAGUUUGAAGUUAUAGUUAAUAUGUGUAGGGUUUUUUUAGUGUAGAGGUUGAACAUGUAAAAAUGUGGGGAGAUAAAUCAAGAACUAUGUUUUCAAUUUUACAA